Messenger RNA from Paraglomus brasilianum, 506 nucleotides. The record is from the annotation of a GenBank genome assembly. Lineage: Eukaryota; Fungi; Glomeromycota; Glomeromycetes; Paraglomerales; Paraglomeraceae.
UGGAAACGUCUUGAUUCGACCGUCUUUUGGCCCCCUUCCGGCAGUUAUCUCUGAUUUGGCUCUAUCCAGAUCUAUUAAUUCUUCGGUCGACCAGAAAAAUGGAAGUUACGGAGUAAUCCCUUUUAUGGCUCCAGAACUAUUUCAAGGAGGACAACAUUCCAAGGCUACUGACGUAUACGCUGUUGGAAUUAUCAUGUGGGAGCUCUGGACAGGUGAACAACCCUUCAGUGAAUAUGAUCAUGACCGCCUUCUCUGUUGUAAAAUUGUCCAGGGAUUACGUCCACCUGUUGACAAAGGAAUACCGGAUUUCUGGGCAAAACUCAUGCAAAGGUGUUGGGACGGGGAUCCUGCAAAACGUCCGAGUGCAGGUGAAAUCGAUUACGAGGUAUUAUUUGGUUGGAAAGAUUUCCAUGAUGUAGGACUUGCACCAGAAAUUCAGGCACAAGCAGAUGCUGCAAGGCAAUAUAGGGCAAACCAUCCACAACCGACUAAGGAAAAACACCAGG